Molecule: messenger RNA, 2246 nt
Organism: Chenopodium quinoa (quinoa)
Lineage: Eukaryota; Viridiplantae; Streptophyta; Magnoliopsida; Caryophyllales; Amaranthaceae
Product: pentatricopeptide repeat-containing protein At5g25630-like
Exons: 4
Coding region: 320-2128 (602 amino acids)
Molecular function (GO): protein binding
Source: RefSeq, a predicted model, not a curated record
UCACAUAAUAUUUGUGGAUAAGAUUUCUUAUUUCUUGUCACAACACAUAACUCAACUCCCUAAAAUCUACUUAUAAUCUUCCUCAAACAUUCCUCUCUUUCUCUCUCCUCCCCAACUAUCUUUUAAGGACCGUAAUGGAGGCAGCUCGUUGACUCUCCUUGGAUACAUGGCCUAUGAUUUCUCCACUUCAAUAAUUUGGCCAGGGUGUAUGCAAGGUGGUUUAUAAUCAUGUUCUGCUAAGGCUCUGAAGUCGGAUUUCUUGCUCUGAAGGUGAAAGAAGCGGUUAAUUGUUAUCCAAGGAAGUGGCACAAACCUCUGCAUGGAAAAAAGGAAAGGACAAACAAAUUCAAGGGAGAAAUGGGUUCGAGCUUCACCAGCUGUGGAUAAAGUAUAUCCAACCUCUGCUUCAAAUGAGAUUCCUUCUGGGAACUGCUGCAUUGUCUGCUUGGAAAACCGCGGUUGUCAUGCAGUUCUGUCUAGAACGAAACUGAUGACCAAGUUAGUGAAAAGGAAGAAACCUGAGGAAGUAUUUGCCAUCUUUGAAAGCUUAACAGAAGAGGGACACAGGCCAACUCUUGUGACAUACACUACUCUCUUAGCUGCCCUUACUGCUCAGAAGAAGAUCAAAUCAAUUCCUUCUCUCAUCUCUACGGUUGUGGACAAGGGAUUGAAACCUGACUCUAUAUUCUUCAAUGCUGCCAUAAAUGCGUAUUGUGAAGCAGGUGACAUGAAAGGAGCGAUGAGAAUAUUUUACAAGAUGAAGCAAAAUGGCUGUAAACCAACUAUCAGUACUUUCAAUACAUUGAUAAAGGGAUAUGGCCUAGCUGGGAAGCCUGAAGAAUCAUUGAAGUUACUAGAGCUGAUGUCAGAAGAAGAAAAUGUCAAACCAAAUGACAUGACUUACAAUAUUCUAGUUCGAGCUUGGUGCAAAGUAAGCAUUAAUGAAGCAUGGAAUACAGUGUAUAAAAUGGUAGCCACGGGUCUGCAACCUGAUGUAGUCACUUACAACACAUUAGCGAGGGCUUAUGCACAGAAUGGAGAGACUUAUAAAGCUGAAGCAAUGAUACAUGAAAUGCAGAAGAAUAAAAUUCAGCCUAAUGAACGGACAUGUGGUAUCAUCAUCAGUGGGUAUUGUACUGAAGGAAAUAUGGCUGAUGCAUUACGAUUUCUCUAUCGGAUGAAGGAUCUAGGAGUGGUUCCCAAUCUUAUUGUGUUCAACACUCUGAUAAAAGGAUUUUUAGACUCCAUGGACACUGAUGGUGUUGAUGAGGCAUUAUUUUUGAUGGAAGAUUUCGGGAUCAAGCCAGAUGUGGUCACGUUUAGCACAAUAAUGAAUGCAUGGAGUUCAGCAGGACUAAUGUCAAAAUGCCAGGAUAUGUUUGAUGACAUGUCAAAGGCUGGCAUACAACCUGAUAUUCAUGCGUACAGCAUCCUUGCCAAAGGCUAUGUCCGUGCAGGCGAGCCUGAUAAAGCAGAAGCACUCUUGACGUCUAUGAGUGAAUCAAGUGUACAUCCAAAUGUCGUGAUAUUCACUACUGUGAUCAGUGGUUGGUGCAGUGUAGGAAAGAUGGAAUAUGCAAUGAGAGUGUAUGAGAAGAUGAAAGAGAUGGGGGUUUCACCAAAUCUGAAAACUUACGAAACUUUGAUAUGGGGUUUUGGAGAAGCCAAGCAGCCUUGGAAGGCAGAGGAUUUGCUCCAAACCAUGGAUGACAGUGGCAUCUAUCCUAAAGACAGUACCGUCAGACUUGUUGCAGAUGCUUGGCAUUCAAUUGGUUUAGUAAACGAGGCCAAAAGAGUAAUGAAUAAUGUCCUAACACACGACAUACAUACAAUGAAAAAGGAUCAAGGAAUCGAGAAGCCUGCUGAAAGUUUGGAGAGGAUAUAUCAAACACAAGAUACUGGAGGUAACUUUCAUGUACCCCAUGCAACUGGUUUCUUUGUAACCGAUCAAAAGGAAGCAACAAGUAGGAAAAAAUGGGUAAGGAAUGUAUCAGCAGGCAGAAACUUGAGAUCUAUUGUUCGACAGUAUGGAAUUGGUGUAAGAACUUACUUUGUAUGUCGUAAGCAGUUUCUCUGUGAGAUUCAUAUAUCAAGGCAACUUGUAAAUUCAUGUAAAGCAAUUAUCUAAAUAUGUAAAUUGAUGGCCACAGAUGAUAAUUCAAAACAAUACUUGAGCUCUUGGAAACCUUGGAACAAAUCUUACUCAGAAAUUUAGUAAUGAUUUUUUUUUUUUUCAUUAGCAAAUU